This is a messenger RNA of Aspergillus campestris IBT 28561, 2317 nucleotides long. RefSeq names its product chaperone ATPase HSP60 (gene hsp60). The record is from RefSeq and is a predicted model, not a curated record. Gene Ontology annotation, cellular component: mitochondrial matrix; mitochondrial inner membrane. Gene Ontology annotation, molecular function: protein-folding chaperone binding; ATP binding; ATP-dependent protein folding chaperone. The transcript is spliced from 3 exons. Gene Ontology annotation, biological process: mitochondrial unfolded protein response; protein refolding; protein import into mitochondrial intermembrane space. The coding region runs from base 161 to 2020 and encodes 619 amino acids. NCBI's taxonomy places the organism in Eukaryota, Fungi, Ascomycota, Eurotiomycetes, Eurotiales, Aspergillaceae.
CAUCUCCAUCCUUUCCUCCUUCACUCUCCAUCCCUUUUUUCCCUCCCCCUCCUCUUUUCUUCUACUCCCCGUACUUCCCGUUCUUGCUCUGGGAGUUCUGUUCGGGCAAUCUCAAUUAUCUUUCUUCUUUUCCAUCAUCUUCCUAUCCCCCUAGUUCAAAAUGCAAAGAGCUCUCUCUGCCCGGACUUCGGUCCUGUCCGCUGCCUCCAAGCGCACUUCCUUCUACAAGCCUGCUGGUUUGAACGCUCAGCAGCAGCGUUUUGCUCACAAGGAGCUGCGAUUCGGUGUUGAGGCUCGUGCCCAGCUCCUGAAGGGUGUGGACACCCUCGCCAAGGCCGUCACCUCGACCCUGGGUCCCAAGGGCCGUAACGUCCUGAUCGAGUCCCCCUAUGGCUCCCCCAAGAUCACCAAGGAUGGUGUGACUGUCGCCAAGGCCAUCCAGCUCCAGGACAAGUUCGAGAACCUCGGUGCCCGUCUCCUCCAGGAUGUGGCCUCCAAGACCAACGAAAUCGCCGGUGACGGUACCACCACCGCCACUGUCCUUGCCCGUGCCAUCUUCUCCGAGACUGUCAAGAACGUUGCCGCCGGCUGCAACCCCAUGGACCUGCGCCGUGGUAUCCAGGCCGCCGUCGACGCUGUCGUCGAUUACCUCCAGCAGAACAAGCGUGACAUCACCACCGGUGAGGAGAUCGCCCAGGUCGCGACCAUCUCGGCCAACGGUGACACCCACAUUGGCAAGCUCAUCUCCACUGCUAUGGAGCGUGUCGGCAAGGAGGGUGUGAUCACCGUCAAGGAGGGCAAGACCAUGGACGACGAGCUGGAUGUCACCGAGGGUAUGCGCUUCGACCGUGGCUACACCUCCCCCUACUUCAUCACCGACGCCAAGUCCCAGAAGGUCGAGUUCGAGAAGCCCCUGAUCCUGCUGUCCGAGAAGAAGAUCUCCGCCGUCCAGGACAUCAUCCCUGCCCUCGAGGCCUCCACCACCCUCCGCCGUCCCCUCGUCAUCAUCGCUGAGGACAUUGAGGGUGAGGCUCUCGCCGUGUGCAUCCUGAACAAGCUGCGUGGCCAGCUCCAGGUCGCUGCCGUCAAGGCCCCCGGCUUCGGUGACAACCGCAAGAGCAUCCUGGGCGAUCUUGCCGUGCUCACCAACGGCACCGUCUUCACCGAUGAGCUUGACCUCAAGCUCGAGAAGCUGACCCCCGACAUGCUCGGCUCCACCGGCUCCAUCUCCAUCACCAAGGAGGACACCAUCGUCCUCAACGGCGAGGGCACCAAGGACAGCAUCGCCCAGCGCUGCGAGCAGAUCCGCGGCGUCAUGGCCGACCCCGCCACCUCCGAGUACGAGAAGGAGAAGCUGCAGGAGCGUCUGGCCAAGCUCUCCGGCGGUGUUGCCGUCAUCAAGGUUGGCGGUGCCUCCGAGGUUGAGGUCGGUGAGAAGAAGGACCGUGUCGUUGAUGCCCUCAACGCCACCCGCGCCGCCGUCGAGGAGGGUAUCCUGCCCGGUGGUGGUACUGCCCUGCUCAAGGCCUCCGCCAACGGCCUGGCCAACGUCAAGACCGCCAACUUCGACCAGCAGCUGGGUGUGAGCAUCAUCAAGAACGCCAUCACCCGCCCCGCCCGCACCAUCGUCGAGAACGCCGGUCUCGAGGGCAGCGUCAUCGUCGGUAAGCUGACCGACGACUUCGGCAAGGACUUCAACCGCGGCUACGACAGCUCCAAGAGCGAGUACGUCGACAUGAUCGCCACCGGUAUCGUCGACCCCCUCAAGGUCGUCCGCACCUCCCUCGUCGACGCCAGCGGUGUUGCCUCUCUGCUCGGUACCACCGAGGUCGCCAUCGUCGAGGCCCCGAGGAGAAGCCCGCUGCCCCCGCUGGUGGCAUGGGCGGCAUGGGUGGUAUGGGCGGUAUGGGCGGCAUGGGCGGCGGCAUGUUCUAAGCUGAUUAGAAACACCGCUGUCACAUUUGCUGCUUUGGCCCCGGCCAUCCGUCCUUGUUUGAAAGGUUAUCCAGUCCCCCUUUGAGCGCGUCUUUGCAUUAUAUGGGCAUCUCCGGAUCUGUUCCUUGUUUUGUUUUAUCUAUUUUCCCCUUUGUUGUAAUGUGUUGUACGUCUUUGUUUCCUUUAUUUCAUUUAUUUUUUUUUUCUCCCUCUCCCUCCUCCGAAUCCCUCUAGACCUCUUGACUCCGCUUUGUUCUUGAAUGGUUGGUUUCUUCACACAUCUCCACUCCACUAUGUUGGACAUAAAAAAUUCCGCCGGGAGUUCAGUCCUGUGUACCAUAUCUGUAUUUUAUGGAUUUACAAUCUAUUCACCUUAUUCGAG